This is a messenger RNA of Penaeus monodon (black tiger shrimp), 693 nucleotides long. RefSeq names its product extensin-like. The record is from RefSeq and is a predicted model, not a curated record. The coding region runs from base 1 to 693 and encodes 230 amino acids. Lineage: Eukaryota; Metazoa; Arthropoda; Malacostraca; Decapoda; Penaeidae. The transcript is spliced from 2 exons.
AUGUUGCAGACCCCACCCCCGUUGCGGGACACCACCACCGUUGCAGACACCACCCCCAUUGCAGACACCCCAACGUUGCGACACCAAAACCGUUGCAAAAAACCCCCCGUUCAGACACCACCACCGUUGCAGACACCACCACCUUUUAAUACCCCCAACUUCAGAACCACCACCAUUCGACCACCCCCGUUGCAAAACCCCACAACCGUUGCAGAACCAAACCGUUGCAGACACCACAACCGUUGCAGACCUACCACCGUUGCAGACCCCACAAACUUUGGGAACACCACCACCGUUGCAGACACCACAACGUUCGACAACCCCACCGUUCAGAAACCAAACCGUUGUAACACCACCAAGUUGCGACACUACACCCACACCCCCACUGUUCAGACACCAAACCCGUUGCAGACCCCAAACCCCCGUUGCAGACCCCAAAAACCCGUUGAGACACCCCCACUUUGCGACACCACCACCGUUGCAGCCCAAACCCCCAUUGCGACACCCCCAAAAUUUGCAGACACCACAAAGUUGCAACACCACCACCGUUGCAACACCACACCCGUUGUAGACACCAACUUUAAGACACCACCACCGUUCAGACACCACCACCGUUGCGCACAACCACCAUUGCAGACCCCACCAACGUUGCGACACCACAACCUUUGCGACACCACCACCGUUGAACACUAA